Pristis pectinata (smalltooth sawfish) is the source of this 3653-nucleotide messenger RNA. RefSeq names its product gem (nuclear organelle) associated protein 4 (gene gemin4). NCBI's taxonomy places the organism in Eukaryota, Metazoa, Chordata, Chondrichthyes, Rhinopristiformes, Pristidae. The record is from RefSeq and is a predicted model, not a curated record. Gene Ontology annotation, biological process: spliceosomal snRNP assembly; rRNA processing. The transcript is spliced from 3 exons. The coding region runs from base 189 to 3461 and encodes 1090 amino acids. Gene Ontology annotation, cellular component: SMN complex.
GGUGCUGUCCGAGCCUCGUUACUCAGCCAGCCUAGGGGGCAGCAGCGGUGGUGCCCGACCGGAGUUCAUCGGUUGCUAGCCAGAGGAGUGCAUGGAGCCGGCGGUUUGGACAUUAUGAUUUCCAAUUCAUCUCGUUGAUCAAACCAUCAGGAAGUAUUUUUUGAAUACUGAAAAAAUAAUCUCUGAAAAUGGAGUGGGGAUCCUGGAUUUGUUGUGAGAAGAUGGCUGUCCUCCAUGGAGGGUUUCUGUUGGCUAAGAAGAAAAGUCAACAUGCAAUGCUUCUGGAAAUGAAGAAAUCUGAUUGGGCAACCUUAGGGAAACCUAUUGUUUGUGCUGUGCAAGAGAUCUGUGCCAAUGAGGCUGACGUGGUGCAGGGUCCUGGAAGAGCAAAGCUGUGGCAGAAGAAAGUGCUUGCAUUUGUGUGGGCGAAGCUGCUGAACUCUAAUGCAAAUGAAGUGAACAAUAAGGAGAAGAUAGAUUCAGAUGCUGAGUGUGACCGGAGAUGGAAGGAGGACCUCUUCUUUUCAGCAGAAGGCAUGAUUCCAGAGAUAAAUCACACUGUUUUAUUUGAGCUGGUAAAAUCAUUGGGGGCUGCAGAAGUCUUUGUUGAAUUGCUGUCCGUAUUGCCAGCAGGCACGUGCCACCUGGAGAUGACCCGUUUUCUGGACCAUGUUCUUGACGCCACUUCUGAUGAAGAUGUGGCAAUCUUUCUGGAUGUAUGGUGGGAACUACUGAAGCUAAAUGAAGGGCAGAAGGAUGAAAUUGUUCAAACAUUUGGAGAUGAGGUUAAAAAAUACCUGGCACGUUCAGCUGAUGAAUUUUGCCAUUCGUCCAAAAGACUCAAACUAGAUCCUGAUAUUUCUUACCUCCCUCCUGAAUCUUCAGGCAACCUGUCCAUUCCUUUCCUAUUUCUAGAUGGACUCAAGAAAAUGAAAGCUCAUGUAACACCGUAUGUUUAUAAGUGUUCUGCUCUAGUAAAACUGAUAGACACUUUGUGCAAGUCACUACUUUCUGACAGUAGUGUUGAGUUGUCUGCUGAGGUGUAUUUGCAGAAACUUUCCAAACUGAUUGUAUUAGGUAAUCCCAUGACCCAACUAUUUCCAGUUACAAAAAGUUUUGUCUGGAUUGUAAAGAAGUCAGAGAGGGAACUGAGAGCCUCUUACCAGAAGUCUGCGUUCCAAUUGCAACAGGGUGAAUUAGCUCCAGGGAUUGAAUUACUCGCAGAUAUCUUCCAGUCAUGGGCAACUGAAAUUCAAACCGAGCUGAAGAAUGACACCAACACUGAGAGGAGAAGCCUUGCUUUAUAUAGAAUAGUGGAAAGUUUGAAAUACUUAAAUCAAGUCAGUCCAUUGAUUCAAAAUUGCAAGAUGGUACCUCAAAAUACAAAGGAAAUUUUGUCUGAUGUGAUACUGAGUUCAUCCUCCUUUGUACAGAAGUUUGACUCCUGCAUGUUGUCGGAUGAUGCUGCUACCAUCGAUAAAGUGAAGAUGGCUGUGGCUUUAACGAUAAUUGAUAGUAGAAUGGAAAGAUAUGAAGAGAUCCGUGAUAUAUUUGCAUCAACUCCCAGUUGGGCUUUUUCAGAGAGUGGCUGGCUUGAUUGCCUUGAAAGAAAUAGAGAAAUUUUUCAAAGCACUGAUUUAGUUUUGAAGCUAGCUGGAACGCUUAAAGAUAGGUCACCUUGUACUUCUGCUGAACCAUCAAAAGUCAAACGAUUAAAGAACGUGAUUUUGGAUUGCCUGUCUGCUCUCUCGAUCUCAGACAAAAAUAAAGCCUUCUUGGGAGUGCUGUCUGCCUAUGGUGGCAAGGGCCUCUGUGGAGACGGUGGAGCUAUUAAGGAUUGGUUCGAGGAAGAGGUGAACAUGGUGUUCAAUUGUAUGACCCAGACCGAGGCAGUAAAUAGCAUUGAUAAAGCAGUGACUGCUGUCAUUAGGGUUGCAUUUUUAAAUCCAGAAACCACCCUGCAGAAAAUGUGCCACUUGGCUGCUGUGAACCUGGGUGCUCAUAAACUAUUUAGCAAGAUCCUGAAGAACCUACCAGCGCUGUCUUAUAAGGACGAUCAGUCCCCAGAAGGGAUAAACAUCUUGGCUCAGUGUCUCUUGGAAACCAGCAUUGACAGCCUUGCCAGCACCAAGGAGGAAAACCAGUUUCUUGAGUUCCUGACAUCCAUGAUGGAACCAGGAGAGGUAAUUGAUCAAGAUCCACCACUUCCUCUUCUCCAGCCUGCACAUGUUGUAAAGAUAUUUGUUCUUCCUUAUUUGACAGGAGGCAACUCCAAUAUCACGUUUCCUCUCAAGGUUCUUCACAGUGCUUUAAAAAUGCCUGUGACUGAUGAUGGAACCAAGGAGCACUGGCUACUCGCCUGCUGUCCAUUCCCUCUCAUUUAUGCUCUCUCUCAGCUCCUGGACAGCUGUAUCUUAUGCUGGGAGGAGGGUGGUGCUAAGACAUCUAAUUGUGUUUCAAUAGAAACAAAAGGUCUUCUGACUGAGACAUUGGAAAUGGUUUGUGAUGCUGUUGAACAGAUCAUUUCUGUAAAUCCAGAGAUGUGGUCAACUUCUGUUUGUUGGCUGUACAGGAAAACUGAACAGUUGGACUGGACCGUGCGCCUUUGGUUAAAAAGCAUCUUUGGGGGACAUUUUAAAUAUGAAGUACCUGCUACAUUGUUUGAGGUGUGUGAUCUUUCUGAUGAUGGUUGGUCACCCCUUAACCUUCCACAGUAUGGUCCAGGUACUGGGCUUCUGGCCUGGAUGGAAUGUUGUAGUGUUUCCACACACAUGACGGAGCAGAUGUUAUCCCAUCUAAGAGUUGAUGCCAAAAAUGUUCAGGAGGUCAACAUGUUCAGCAAGGGCUUUCUAAUUGCACUGAUCCAGCUCCUGCCUUGGUGCAGUUCAAGUGAAUGGAAACGUCUCAACCACGUUGUGAAGAGCCUUCUACAGCGUGAAUUACUUCAUGUGCCAUUUACUCUGGAAUAUGUUCAUUACCUGCCACUGCUUAAUCUCCGACCUUUUACACAUCACCUACAGUUCUCUCAGCUUCUGCUCCGUGCCUUUCAGCUGAUCUGCAGUUAUGGCUGCUCUGACUGGCUUCCAACAUCAGGGUGGAAGUAUGUUGCAAGACAGUGUGCUGGCAGCAUGUCGGACAUCUUAGAGUCAGUGAAGAGCAAACUCAAAGGAAUUGCAGCUCAGAAUCUUGAUGGAAAUCAAGAAGGUAUAUUUGUAAUUGUGCAACUUUUUUGUCACAUAAUUCAUAUUAUGGUAAUGAUGCCGACUGGGACCACUGAUUCUCUGUAUUAUGUAUCCUUGGAGCUGCUUUCUCAGUAUGAGACCCUGACUUUGAGCAAUACCUCUACUACUGGGUUACUUAACAAGGUCAAUGAAAAACACUUCCUCCACUCCAUUGCUGAGAAUCUGGUCAAUGAAGAACAGCGUUCAGUAUUACUGCAGAAAAUCAGUAAAAUAUGUUGAACUGAGUACAGUGAUAUGUGUUUAUCAUAGUGCUUGCUAUUGUUAGAGUUUUUAUCAAAAUAAAAUAAAUCUUUGUAUUUUGGAGUCUAAUUAAAGUCCUAGCUUUGCCAUUAGGAGACACGAGAUUCUGCAGGUGCUGGAAUUUGGAGCAACGCACACAAAAUGCUGGAGGAACUCAGCAGGUCAGGCAGC